Grus americana (Whooping crane) is the source of this 1416-nucleotide messenger RNA. RefSeq names its product armadillo repeat containing 7 (gene ARMC7). The record is from RefSeq and is a predicted model, not a curated record. Gene Ontology annotation, molecular function: protein binding. Bases 185 to 733 code for a protein of 182 amino acids. Lineage: Eukaryota; Metazoa; Chordata; Aves; Gruiformes; Gruidae. The transcript is spliced from 3 exons.
CCACGGCUCCGCCACGCCUACAAGAUGGCGGCGGCCGCGCCCUUCCCGGUUCCUCUCCAUCCCGCGGGACGCGGCCGUGGGGCAGCCGCGCCGUGAGCGAGCACGGCCCGAGGGGGUCCCGGGGAGCCGGGCGCAGGGUGUCUCACAGGCUCCGGGGGCUGAGCCGUUCGCUGCUGGGACCGGGAUGGAGCUGGGGCGGCUAGAGUACCUGCAGGCCCUGGUCACCGAGUUCCAGGUGACAGACAGCCCAGAGGCCAAGGAGCAGGUACUGGCGAACCUGGCCAACUUCGCCUACGAUCCCAAAAACUACGAGUACCUCCGGCAACUGCAGGUCCUGGAUCUGUUCCUCGAUACGCUCACCGAAGACAGCGAGACCCUUGUGGAGUUUGCGAUUGGCGGUCUUUGUAACCUGUGCCUGGAUAAAACUAACAAAGACUACAUCUUGGAGGCAAAUGGGGUAGAGCCCAUUAUCAACUGCCUCUCCAGCUCCAACGAGGAGACGGUCAUGUCGGCAGUCACAACACUGAUGUACCUGACAACGCCACAGUCACGCCAGCAGACCACAGCUCUCCCGGUAGUGGAGUGCAUGCUUCGCUUCUCUCUCUCGGCCAGCAGAAGGCUAAGGAAUCUGGCAACCGUCUUCCUGGAGGAUUACUGCACACCACUGCAAGUGGAAGAGGCCAGGAAUCCGAGCAAACACACAGCGGUGGGGAUUCCUCUCCCCAAGGACUGAGCAGCGCAGAGCUGUUGAGGGGGAGACCUCCCUGUUUUCCUAGGCCUCCACUUUCUGCUCAGCAGGUCAAGAGUGUGUCGAGAACAACAAAGAGGGAUAUCGGUCAUACCAGCAGUGGAUUUUAGUUAGUAAAGGCCAGUGCAGCACUACCAUAGCUGCAUGCUUGGCCUGACUGACAAAGCUGCAAGUGAGUAUUUAAAAUAAAAACAGGUCAUGGCUGUUGGGGAGCAGGUAGCCAAGUUCAGCCCAGCACUCAGCUUGCACAAAUCACCCUUCCCAGCAACCAGGUUGGGGGGUUUAUAUCCCCUCCAGUUCCUGGCUGGUGUUGCCACAGUUCUCCUCUUCAGCAUCAACUCAAAUGACUUUGAAAUGUCACAUAAACUUUAUUCCUCCUGCAGAAGAAAGAAGGUGUUUCCCUGCCCUGGCAGUUUGCAAUCUUACUGCAUCCCUUUGGUACUAAAUAUGGCAUCCUAUCAUCAUGGUAUAGGCACAGGCACCCAGCUAGUAAAUCACGACACAGGGCAGGUUGUAGCUAUCCUAUAAAUGAGGAACUGGAAAGUUGUUUUUCCUUCUUUCAUUGCCACUGGUGAGAAAGGUGAAGAUUAAAAAAAGGACUCAUGGCAGUCUGGCUCAUGAGAACAGCUGUCUUGUAAAACCUUCUCUUAAUAAAACAUUAACUUAAA